Molecule: messenger RNA, 1374 nt
Organism: Vicia villosa (hairy vetch)
Lineage: Eukaryota; Viridiplantae; Streptophyta; Magnoliopsida; Fabales; Fabaceae
Product: UDP-glycosyltransferase 83A1-like
Exons: 2
Coding region: 1-1374 (457 amino acids)
Molecular function (GO): UDP-glycosyltransferase activity
Source: RefSeq, a predicted model, not a curated record
AUGAGCAUUCCAACAGUUUUAGUUUUGCCAUUUCCAGCACAAGGCCAUGUAAAUCCCUUAAUGAACUUAUCAAAAAAGUUAGUAGAAAAUGGUUGCAAAGUCAUUUUUGUGAACACAGAUUUCAACCAUAAACUAUUGAUGAGUACGAUGAAAGAGCAAGAACUAGAUGAUAGCUUUAAUGGAGCUCUAAAAAUAGUUUCAAUUCCUGAUGGUUUAAGUCAUGAAGAAGAUAGAACCGAUUUCGCUAAGCUAUGUGAAGCUAUGUUAAACACCAUGCCUAAUAUGCUUGAGAAUUUAAUAAAAGAUAUUUGUUUGAAAGAUAAUUGUAGAAUCAGUUGUAUAGUUGCAGAUGUGAAUAUGGGAUGGGGAUUAAAUGUUGGAAGCAAAUUUGGAAUCAAUGGAGCUCUAUUUUGGUCUUCAGCUGCAGCUAUGUUUGCAUUGGUUUACAAUAUUCCUAAGCUUAUUGAAGAUGCUAUAAUUGAUUCUAAUGGAUUAUCAGCUACUAGAAAAACAUUUCAGCUAUCACUAAAUAUGCCAAUAAUGGACACAGAAGCUUUAGUUUGGUCAAAUGUAGCUGCAGAUUCAAUAAGCCUUAAGAAAAUAUUUAAUUAUAUUAAGCAUUGUUCAGAAACUACAAGUUUAUCAAAUUGGUGGCUUUGCAACACCACAUAUGAACUUGAACCUAGACCAUUAUCUUUUCUUCCAAAGCUUCUACCAAUUGGCCCUUUAUUGAAUAACUAUGAAAACAAAAGUGAAAAAGAAUCAAUUGGUCAAUUUUGGGAAGAUUUAUCUUGCAUGAGUUGGCUUGAUCAACAAGAAAAUAACUCUGUUGUUUAUGUUGCAUUUGGUAGUUUUAGUUUCACUCUUUUUGACAAAAACCAAUUAAAAGAAUUAGCAUUAGGACUUGACUUGACUAAUAGGCCUUUCCUUUGGGUUGUGAGAGAUCAAGAUUCCAAUGAGAUGAAAUUUCCUAAUGAGUUCAAAGGGUAUAAAGGGAAAAUUGUUAAAUGGGCUCCACAACAAAAGGUACUAAAACACCCUUCUAUAGCUUGUUUCAUUAGUCAUUGUGGUUGGAAUUCCACUUUGGAAGGUUUGUCUAAUGGAGUACCCUUUGUGUGUUGGCCUUAUUUUUCUGAUCAAUUCUAUGACAAGACUUAUAUUUGUGAAGAAUUGAAAGUUGGGUUGGGAUUUGAGAAAGAUGAAAAUGGAUUAGUGUUAAGUGAUGAGAUUAAAAAUAAAGUUGAUCGAUUGCUUGGUGAUGGGGACUUAAGGUUAAGGUCUAUGGAGAUAAAGGAGAAAAUAAUGAGGAACUUGGUCCAAGGAGGUGGAUCUUCAGAGAAUUUCAACAGGUUUGUUGAGUGGCUGAAAGAAUGA